Molecule: messenger RNA, 684 nt
Organism: Stereum hirsutum FP-91666 SS1
Lineage: Eukaryota; Fungi; Basidiomycota; Agaricomycetes; Russulales; Stereaceae
Exons: 2
Coding region: 1-684 (227 amino acids)
Molecular function (GO): gamma-glutamylcyclotransferase activity
Source: RefSeq, a predicted model, not a curated record
AUGACCCACAACUGCAUGCAACUGUGGCACAGCACCUACAGCACGACCAUCCCUUCUACAAGGAUCCAUAUCGCUGUUCAAAGUCUACAGGAGCAUAGCUCACUCGAGCUCCUACCCACGCGUCAGCAGCUUCUCAUGACCUCCACUUCCGAGUCCUCCACCCGACCACUCUACUUCGCCUACGGGUCCAACCUCGCUCUCUCUCAGAUGAAAAUGCGUUGUCCAUCCAGCCCAUACGUCGCUCCCGCGAGAUUGAAGAACUGGCGGUGGCAGAUCAACAAACGAGGUUAUGCCAACAUCGUACCCGUCCCCGUUGCAGCCCCCGUGGCGACUGAAACAGUAGAAGUUGUCGAUGAGGAUUGGAGAAGUACGACGAUAAAAGCAAUUGAGAAGGAUGAAGAAGAGAGGUACAAGGGUACCGAGGUAUGGGGUUUGCUCUAUGCGAUGAGCGAGGAUGGAGUAGACGAAGUGGCGUUAGACAGAUACGAAGGUGUGGCGACGGGCGCUUACAACAAGCUCGAAUUGGAGGUGAAAGUCUUCGACGUUCGACCAGACGUGGACGGUAAGGAGGCUGUGAUAGUGAAGGAGAUUGCGAGGUCGGAAAAGGUAUUGGUGUAUGUGAAUUGCGUCAUGAUGGAGGAUGGGAAGGCAAAGGAGGAGUACAUAUGUUGGGAGGAUGAAUAG